This is a messenger RNA of Melampsora larici-populina 98AG31, 1194 nucleotides long. RefSeq lists its product as uncharacterized. NCBI's taxonomy places the organism in Eukaryota, Fungi, Basidiomycota, Pucciniomycetes, Pucciniales, Melampsoraceae. The transcript is spliced from 5 exons. The record is from RefSeq and is a predicted model, not a curated record. Gene Ontology annotation, molecular function: branched-chain-amino-acid:2-oxoglutarate transaminase activity. Gene Ontology annotation, biological process: L-valine biosynthetic process; L-leucine biosynthetic process. Bases 1 to 1194 code for a protein of 397 amino acids. Gene Ontology annotation, cellular component: mitochondrion.
AUGUCAAAGAAUGGUCGUUCUCCAUAUUCGAAAUCUGCGGCUAGCCAACCGAUCGACUCAAUUGGAUCAGCUAAUAUUGAUGCUUCCAAACUUCGAAUUGAGAACUCUAACGCACCAAAGACGAAAUCGCCUCCAUCUGAAUUGAACUUUGGACAAACUUUUACAGAUCACAUGUUGGUCUUGAAUUGGUCACAAGACGCUGGUUGGAGUGACCCAUUGAUUCAACCGUAUCAACCAUUGGUUCUCGAUCCUUCAGCUACCGUAUUUCACUACGCACCAAGUUUAUUUGAAGGUAUGAAGGCUUACAAGGGCGCCGAUGGACAAAUUCGACUUUUUCGACCUGACAAAAAUAUGGCACGCAUGAAUACUAGUGCUGAACGUCUUGCCUUUCCUGCAUUUGACGGCGCAGAAUUAAUUAAACUCAUCAAAUCUCUUGUGAAACUUGAUUCUGAUUGGAUACCCACUGAACCCGGAUAUUCACUUUACAUCCGUCCCACAAUGAUCGGAACCCAGGUAGGACUUGGGGUAGGACCAUCAACAAACGUAAUGCUGUACGUGAUUUGCUCGCCUGUUGGACCUUACUACAAGACUGGUUUCAAACCUGUCAGCCUAUUAGCUUCAACGAAAUACGUUCGAGCUUGGCCUGGUGGAACGGGUGCCUAUAAGCUUGGUGCCAAUUAUGCAACUGGUGUGGUACCUCAAGUUCAAGCCGCAUCUGAUGGUUAUCAACAAAUUUUAUGGCUUUUUGGAGACGAUCAUGAACUUACGGAAGUUGGAACGAUGAAUCUGUUCCUUGCAAUCGAGCAGGAUGAUGGUAAGCUUGAGGUGAUUACUCCACCUUUGGACGACAAAAUCUUACCAGGAAUCACGCGAGAUUCGGUUCUAUCCCUUUUACGAGGUCAUGCGGAUGGCACAGCAUCACUUGAUGGUCUCUCUAAAGAUUUGGUGAUCUCAGAGCGUAAAAUUUGUAUGUCUGAAGUCAUUGAAGCUUCACGUAAAUCCAAACUUCGAGAAGUCUUCGGUGCAGGCACAGCAGCUAUUGUUUGUUCGGUCGACCGGAUCGGAUAUGAAGGAAAAGACAUCUCGAUUCCUGUUGGAUCACAAGGCUUGGGUGACAUCGCAGCUAUUGUACAAAGAGAAAUUCUUGGACGUCAAACGGGUGUGAUUCCAAGUGAAUGGAGUGUAGUCGCCUAA